AUGGGCAUCUGCUUUUCUCUUCAUUCUCAUGAACUCAUCUCACCCUUUUUGGACAGACUGGUGACCGAUGAUGAAAAAUGGGUCUUUUGUCAAAAUGUUAAGUGUUGUAGACAUUGGCUAGUUGAAAGGGAAAAGACCCAACCACAACUGAAAAGGGAACUCCAGGUGAAGAAGGUUCUUCUCUCUGUUUGGUGGGAUUGCAAAGGAAUCAUCCACUUUGAAUUGCUACCAACUAAUGCAACAAUCAAUGCUCAAAUCUACUGUCAGCAUUUAGUGUGUUUGAAAGCUACUUUGAAGAAAAAAAGGUUUGUCUUAGUGAACUGGAAGUGGGUGGUGUUUCAUCAGGACAAUACAAGACUGCACACUGCUAAGAUCACAUCACAGAUGAUCAAGAAACUUGGCUGGGAGAAAAUUACUCAUUCACCUUAUUCCCCAGACCUUGCUCCUUCAGAUUACCAUUUGUUCCACAGUGUACAGAAUCAUUUGGAUGGAUUAACUCUUGAAACAACCAAGGAAAUCAAAACUGACCUUUCAGAGUUCUUCUCUUCGAAACUGAAAGAGUUUUUCACUAAUGGGAUUAAAAUGCUUAUAAGUAGAUGGAAAGAUGUCAUAGAUAAUCAUGGAAACUAUAUUGAUGAUUAA
Octopus bimaculoides (California two-spot octopus) is the source of this 642-nucleotide messenger RNA. RefSeq names its product histone-lysine N-methyltransferase SETMAR-like. Gene Ontology annotation, cellular component: nucleus; condensed chromosome; site of double-strand break. NCBI's taxonomy places the organism in Eukaryota, Metazoa, Mollusca, Cephalopoda, Octopoda, Octopodidae. Gene Ontology annotation, biological process: DNA double-strand break processing; DNA integration; mitotic DNA integrity checkpoint signaling. The record is from RefSeq and is a predicted model, not a curated record. Gene Ontology annotation, molecular function: DNA topoisomerase binding; histone H3K4 methyltransferase activity; histone H3K36 methyltransferase activity.